Acanthosepion pharaonis is the source of this 738-nucleotide messenger RNA. NCBI's taxonomy places the organism in Eukaryota, Metazoa, Mollusca, Cephalopoda, Sepiida, Sepiidae. The record is from the annotation of a GenBank genome assembly.
AUGUUUGUCUUAGAAAUUCGUCUUGUGUACAUUAUCUUAUUUUCAUCUUUUUCUUCUUCUUUUUCUUUUUUUUUUUUUCUUCUUCUUUUUCUUCUUUUUUCUUCUUUUUUUUCUGGUACCCGUAACUUAGCGUUAGGUCUGAAUUCAAGAUUAUCAUUUUGUCAAACCAACAAAUUCCAGGCAGUAUUCAAAGGUCCUGACAACAAGCAGUAUUACUUUAGAGACCAUGGCAUAUUUGUUGUGAAUAAAAAUCAAGUUUCGUCAAUCCACAGACAAACGAUCUUUCCUAACAGCCCUUAUUUUGUGGACGCUAUGACUUAUUCUCAACGGACAGGAAGGGCUUAUUUAUUUAAAAAUCGCCAAGUUUGGAUUUACAAAUAUCGUGGAAAUAAAUUUACGCAUCUCCAGACCAAAAGAUUGGAUCGAAUAGUUCCCAACAUCCUUGAUUCUGCUUUUUUCUAUCAAGGAUCCAUUUAUUUGCUUAAGGAUGGCUAUCUUUAUGCUUGGGACGAAGGCAAAAACACUGUUACUCCUCAUCACAUAUUUUCCAUCAGUUACUUCUGGAAAGAUGUCCCCGAAAAGAUCGAUGCUGUUAUGCAAGGUGAAAAUAGCAAAGAGACAGUGUUCUGGAAAUGGCAACCAAUACAUAAGAUGCAGUACUACUUAUUCGACAACAUAGCAAGAAAAAUGGUUAAGAGUGGUUCAUUUGCUUCCUUCUUCCCUUUCUGUUCUUCGUAG